UCAAAAUCACAAUGAACAAAGUAUCUCUGUCUUUUAAUUUAGUUAUCAUAUUUUCCCUUCUAGCUAUCUCCAUGGUGAAAAGCAGUCCAACACUAGGCGAUCUUCCGGAAAUUACUGGAGCAGACACGACUGAAGCAAGCUCAAGCGCGGAUGCUGAAUUUAUCCUGAUAAACGAUGAGAAUGUGAUCAGAGACACCGUGGACAGUGAGCCGCAAGAAGCUAAAGCAUCAGUGACCGAUCAGGAGACUAAGCCCGUAACAUUCAUUGAUACUAUACCAAUCAUCAUGAAUGUUGAUGACACUAAUACACCCUGCAUGAUUGAAAACAAAAACCUGUUGAUUAACGAUGCCAACCAAAUUAUAUUAGGCAGCGUGAAAAUAACAAUUACCACCAACGGCGGUCAAGUAACCAAAGUGAGUGAGAGUUCAGAGGAUGGUGCUGAACGAUCAGUACCUGGUGGGAUCGGUGGAAAUGUUUUUUUCGGCAAAGCCGUUUCGGGUUCGUCAGAAAUGUACAAUGUGGGGGAGAAUGACUUCUAUAAUCAAAUUUUCCAGACCAUGAACAACGACGUAUUUGUUGUUGGUAGAUUUGCCAAAGUUGCUGAUACAGCACAUAACCGUAUGGUCUUGGCCAAAUUUGACAAGGAAGAAACAAAUAGUGGUGAUGCUACUACAGGAAAGUACUAUAAGUACUGAAUAAGAAGCAUGAGAAGGUAGACUCAUGUCUUGAGCGUAAGAAUAAUGGAACGCUGCUACUGUAAGAGCGAUCUUCAUUUGUUUUAAUUUAUAAUAAAUGAUGUGGAAUGUGUGUAGAAGUUGAUCGAAUAUUAAUUGGCCAUUUUCUUUACAGGAAUGGUGCCUUUUUCUUUUAUGUAUUAUAUAUUUUCUGAUUCAUACAAGCAAGACUUUGCAACAGGAGUCUUACGUUCUCCGUUUAUUCCCGUACACAAAUCGAAUAAAACAUUAGUAGAUAUGUUUGGAUUGC
Molecule: messenger RNA, 984 nt
Organism: Daucus carota subsp. sativus
Lineage: Eukaryota; Viridiplantae; Streptophyta; Magnoliopsida; Apiales; Apiaceae
Exons: 2
Coding region: 12-695 (227 amino acids)
Source: RefSeq, a predicted model, not a curated record